Trichomonas vaginalis G3 is the source of this 192-nucleotide messenger RNA. RefSeq names its product Ankyrin repeat family. The transcript has a single exon. The coding region runs from base 1 to 192 and encodes 63 amino acids. Gene Ontology annotation, molecular function: protein binding. Lineage: Eukaryota; Parabasalia; Trichomonadida; Trichomonadidae. The record is from RefSeq and is a predicted model, not a curated record.
AUGAAAGAAACUGUUGAACUUCUUAUUUCGCAUGGUGCAAAUAUCAAUGAAAAAGGUAAAGAUGGAAAAACCGCUCUUCAUGUUGCAGCAUUAAAAAAAGUAAAGAAACAGCCGAACUUCUUAUUUCGCAUGGUGCAAAUAUCAAUGAAAAAGAUAAAGAUGGAAAAACUGCUCUUCAUAUUGCAGCAUUAA